UCUUAAUUUUCUUCUACAUACCAAACACACCCUUCUAAGACCAAAGAAGGGAGAAUUGUUGGUCUCCCUUUCUCUCUUCCACCACCCAAAUUCACACAUCCUAGCCACUCUUGGUACUCCAAUCUCUUUUUCUGCUUCUGAAAAUGCCGAGUAUCUUUGUCUUUCUCCUCGUUCUGGGCCUGUUUAAAUAUGCAUUGGCUGAAGAUGGGUUUUGCUCUGCUCCUUCAGUUCUUAGCUUGGAAUCAGAAUCGAAGCCUCUUUAUUGGAAAGCUGCAAACCCCACUCUCAACAUUCAAGAUUUUCCUGGAUUCACACGCAGUGUUUAUAAGAGAGAUUACGCCUUGAUAUCACCAGAGAGUCAUGUAUAUAGCCCGUUACCUGAUUGGAUAAACACGUCUGGGGCAUAUUUAAUUUCACCGGAAAUGGGCUCUCACUUUGUAAUGUACCUUGCUAAGCUGAAAGAGAAUUCAAAAUCUGGAUUACCGCUGCAUGAUGUGGAGAGAUUCAUCUUCGUGGUCCAAGGUUCUGUCAUGCUCACUAUUGCUCCUGGUGUUAGCCAUAUACUGAAGGUUGAUUCUUAUGCUUAUUUGCCUCCAAAUUCUGAACAUUCAAUUGAAUGUGAUGCUUCUGCCACUAUUGUGAUAUUUGAACGAAGAUAUGCUCCACUGCCAAAUCAUGUCCCGGAGCCACUGGUUAAUUCAACAGAUAAGCAGCCACUCCUUGAAACUCCAGGCGAGGUUUUUGAACUGCGGAAGCUACUUCCAACAUCUUUGGCAUAUGACUUCAAUAUCCAUAUUAUGGAUUUUCAACCUGGAGAGUUUCUCAAUGUGAAGGAGGUCCAUUAUAACCAGCAUGGUUUGCUGCUAUUGGAAGGGCAAGGCAUUUAUCGCUUGGCUGAUAGUUGGUACCCGGUUCAAGCGGGUGAUGUAAUUUGGAUGGCACCAUUUGUCCCACAAUGGUAUGCUGCCCUAGGGAAAACUCCAACACGGUAUCUUCUGUACAAAGAUGUCAACAGAAGCCCAUUGUAAUUGUGAUUUUGAUAGACUGUUGGAUAAGUGACAUGAAUAAUAGUGGCCACCUUAUUUGAUGAUCUAAAUAAAAGUUGUUACUUGGAUACA
Messenger RNA from Lotus japonicus, 1118 nucleotides. Its product is annotated as (S)-ureidoglycine aminohydrolase. Bases 144 to 1028 code for a protein of 294 amino acids. Gene Ontology annotation, molecular function: ureidoglycine aminohydrolase activity. The transcript is spliced from 13 exons. NCBI's taxonomy places the organism in Eukaryota, Viridiplantae, Streptophyta, Magnoliopsida, Fabales, Fabaceae. The record is from RefSeq and is a predicted model, not a curated record.